AUGAAUCUGUACCCCGUGUCCUUGCUCGAAAGCUAUAUUGACCACCCGCGGUCCCACAAGACACACACCUCGCCCGAUUCGUACACGAUGCCCGACACACCAUCAAAGCCUACACGCAACAUUGCUGAACUCGCACGCGAGGAGAAGGCAUUCACGUUUGUUCACUUCACCUGCGAACACGCAUGGGUGAUUGGCAACAUCUUACGGAACACGCUUCGAUUGGCCGACACUUCGGCGCUCAUACACAUCUCCUUUGCAAACCAGACGCUGUUCCACUCGCCGAGCCUGCCGGGCAUGAUGCCGGACCACGAGACUUGGGUGCAGAGGAAGCGCAACACGGUGCUGCGCUGGGGCCACUCGACAUGGCACCUGAGCUGUCGGUUUGACGGAGACUACAAACGCUUCGCAGAGCAUCAUGCUAUGAGCGGUGAGGAGUGGGCCAAGUACACGAUAGAAGGAGGUGGGUAUCCCGUCUUUGUGAGGGGCGUGGAAGGCUGCGUGGGCGCCAUUGUCAUUGUAGGACUGGAAGGCGAGCACGCACACAGCGUGCUUGUAAAGGCGAUGGAGGAGUACAAGGUGCUGCGGGAAGGAUCCAAGAGUCCCAUGCGCAGUUUGACGGUCAAGUGA
This is a messenger RNA of Ascochyta rabiei, 627 nucleotides long. RefSeq lists its product as uncharacterized. Lineage: Eukaryota; Fungi; Ascomycota; Dothideomycetes; Pleosporales; Didymellaceae. Gene Ontology annotation, cellular component: TRC complex. Bases 1 to 627 code for a protein of 208 amino acids. The transcript has a single exon. The record is from RefSeq and is a predicted model, not a curated record. Gene Ontology annotation, biological process: post-translational protein targeting to endoplasmic reticulum membrane.